GGUUUUCCACUCGGAGCGAAUUAAUUGAAGGGCUGGGAAGUUAAUUUAAGGACACUCCCUGUCUCACCUGCUUAUAUAACUGUUUAAAGUAUAAUUUAUUAUAGAAGAAAGAAUAAGAAGGAAAGUUUUCUUCUGUAUAAGUGAAUGUUAUUUAAACACUGCUGUGGAUUGUGGAGUAACGAGAGGCGGACGGACAGUUGCGGCCUGACAUUCCGCUGGGGCCAUGGCGCUCGCGUUGAGGCUGCUGGCCGGGAGGCCGCGCGUCUUCACCCGCACCCGGGCACCGUGGCGCGGACUCUGGCCGGGACAGCAGGCCUGCUGGCGGUUUAUUAGACCCUGCAUUGGGAGAAGUUCUGGAUAUCAAGAAAAAAUGUUGACCUGUGGAUUGUUCUGUUCAAAACAGCCAAAAGGUUUUGAGAAGUAUUUCCCCAAAAGUAAACAGUCAGCAGAACCAAAAGCCAGUGACAUUAAAGCAAAGUCAAAGGAGUCUGGAGGAAGUACUGGAGGUGGGCCAGGAGGCAGUAGUAAGAAAAGUGGGAAAAAAGAGCAAUCCACCUGGUGGAACCGGAUACAGAAGGGAGAUCUACCAUGGGAUGACAAGGAAUUCCGCUAUUUAGCUGUGGGGAUAGCUGGACUUUUCUCUGGAUUCAUGUAUUUUUACUACCGAGACCCAGGCAGGGAAAUAACUUGGAAAGAUUUUGUAAACUACUACCUGGCACGAGGUGUGGUUGAUCGCCUAGAAGUUGUCAACAAGCAGUUUGUGCGAGUGAUUUUCAACCCAGGAACCAAAAGUGAUGCUAGCUAUGUAUGGUUUAACAUCGGAAGUGUGGAUACAUUUGAGCGCAAUUUGGAAACUGUGCAACAGGAGAUAGGAAUAGAACCAGCAAAUCGUGUUGCUGUGGUGUAUAACACAGAAAGUGAUGGUUCAUUCAUGUUAAGUAUGUUCCCCACACUGUUGCUGAUUGGUUUUUUGCUCUAUACACUGCGGCGAGGAUCUAUGGCAGCUGGUCGUGGGGGACGAAGUGGCGGACUCUUUAGUGUGGGGGAGACAACAGCAAAAAUGCUGAAAGAUGAGAUUGAUAUCAAAUUCAAAGACGUUGCAGGAUGUGAAGAAGCUAAAUUGGAAAUAAUGGAGUUUGUCAACUUUCUGAAAAACCCUAAACAGUAUCAAGAUUUGGGGGCCAAGAUCCCAAAGGGUGCUAUCUUGUCUGGACCACCAGGAACUGGGAAAACACUAUUGGCAAAAGCAACUGCUGGAGAAGCAAAUGUUCCUUUUAUAACUGUGAAUGGUUCUGAAUUCCUAGAGAUGUUUGUUGGUGUUGGACCUGCCAGGGUGAGGGACAUGUUUGCAAUGGCACGGAAGAAUGCUCCCUGUAUUCUCUUCAUUGAUGAGAUUGAUGCUGUCGGAAGGAAGCGAGGAAGGGGAAAUUUUGGUGGACAGAGCGAACAGGAGAACACCUUAAAUCAAUUGCUGGUUGAGAUGGAUGGAUUUAAUACGAGCACCAAUGUUGUUGUACUGGCAGGAACUAAUCGACCUGAUAUACUUGACCCAGCAUUGAUGAGACCUGGGCGAUUUGAUAGACAAAUUUAUAUUGGUCCUCCUGAUAUUAAAGGACGAGCAUCCAUUUUCAAGGUGCACCUGAGUCCAUUGAAAAUGAAUCCUGGUAUCAGUAAAGAUUCAUUGGCACGUAAACUCGCUGCACUCACUCCAGGCUUCACUGGAGCUGAUAUUGCCAAUGUAUGUAAUGAAGCUGCUCUGAUUGCUGCUCGAUAUUUAAAUGAAUCGAUCCAUGUGAAGCACUUUGAGCAGGCAAUAGAACGUGUGAUUGGAGGAUUAGAGAAAAAAACACAGGUUUUGCAACCAGGUGAAAAAAGGACUGUUGCGUAUCAUGAAGCUGGACAUGCUGUUGUUGGCUGGUUCCUGGAACACGCAGACCCCCUGCUUAAGGUUUCUAUUAUACCUCGUGGGAAAGGCCUUGGCUAUGCACAGUACUUGCCUAAAGAACAGUAUCUUUACACAAAAGAGCAACUUUUUGAUCGCAUGUGCAUGAUGCUUGGUGGCCGAGUCUCUGAACAGAUAUUUUUUGGUCGCAUCACAACGGGUGCUCAGGAUGAUCUGAAAAAAAUCACACAGAGUGCUUAUGCCCAGAUUGUUCAGUUUGGUAUGAGUGAGAAACUUGGACAAGUGUCCUUUGACCUUCCACGUCAGGGUGAUAUGAUAGUUGAAAAGCCAUACAGUGAGACCACAGCACAAAUUAUCGACGAAGAAGUUCGGGCUCUUAUUGGCACAGCAAGCCAGAGAACUUUCGCAUUAUUGAACGAAAAGCGAUUGGAAGUUGAAAAAGUGGCUGAACGGUUGUUACAAAAGGAAGUACUUGAUAAAACUGACAUGAUUGAUCUUUUGGGACCACGGCCAUUUACGGAACAGUCCACAUAUGAAGAGUUUGUAGAAGGAACUGGCAGCUUUGAAGAAGACACCACUCUACCGGAAGGUCUAAAGGAUUGGAACCAGGAGAGGGAGGAGAGUAAAGAGGAACUGCCACAGAAACAGCUAGCAUGAAAUAUCUCGAGCAGCUUUCUGCCUUUGACAGAGAGCUUCAUGCUAUCCAAACCGAAGAGUCUGCUUCGCUAAUACAAGGUGAAAAUGAAUGCACUGUGGUUUGGAGCAAUUCAUAUUUAAGACGGUACAUGGUGACUAAGGCAAUAUGAAGCAACUCCAUCUUGUAUUGAUCCAGGUGACAUGUUGAUUUAUGACUCAGUUAGAGAAGCAUUCUGCUGAGCCUGCUGAACUCCUGGAACUCAGCUGAAACUAAUCAAGGCAUUUCUCUCUGUCUGGAAGGAAUAUUGUGUGUAUCAAUUGGAACAUGAAAGACCAGAAUGAAUAUAAAGGAGAAUUGGGGGAUAAAAGUACUUUAGCAAAUUUCAAUGAUACUUGCACAAGUUUCAAAAAGAUUUGAAAUUUGUGCAAAUGUGUGAAUGUUCAUCUGUGAGCAAACACUAUCUUCCCUUAUACUUUUCAGUUUUUUUUGGCUUCUUGUUCUCUUAAUUAUUUUCACAAAUACAAAACAAAUGUAAUAACAUGAAACUUUAAGCUGCUUGGGGCUCAUUUUCUUUUUAAUAAUAUGCCCAGUCCUCAACUACUGUACAGUACGUUGGAAAGAAUUCGCGACCAGUACAGUAUUUAUAAUUGUUUUUCAAUUGCAUUUCAAACCAACAGCUCCUAUGGUAGGCAGCAACCUAAGCAAAUGCAUCUGAGCAUUCAAUAGGAAUGUGUGUUACAUUGUUAAUUUUUUCAAACUGACCAUGUUUCAGUGACAGUCAAUCUCUUGUCACAAUGGUUAGUAUCUUUCUUAGACAGGUACUCUUGGUAUAUUGUUGCUGGUUGUUCAGAAAGUGAUCUGUGUGACAUGUUUAAGAAUAUGUACAUGAUGUCCAGUAUUUAAAUUUAUAGUACUGUAAUCCAGGGUGAAACAAUGAGGUCUCUUCGUGACAUGAACUGGAUAAAUUGCCAUAGUAUACUACUGAUUUCUUUUCAAAAGAUACAUUUCUGAACAGGGCCAUUUAUGGCUCAUUGAUUCUUUAUUUCACUAGCAGCAAAUGAAUAUGCAAAAUAAUUUUCCCUUCUCAGUGUAUCUAAAAAAAAGAACAAUAAUAUCCUUUUGCGGAUGCCCAAACUUUGGUGUCACAUUUCCAUCUAUGCAAUUUCUACUACAAAUGUUGACUUUUUACAUUUUAUUUUUGCAACUGCUGGGCCCAGGUCUACGACUUACAUUCUCUCAUCCAUUUUUAACUGUAUAGUUCAGAUGAUUAUGUGUGCCUCCACAAUGAGUUGGUGUAUGCAAUUGACUUGCUAUCCACGUCAAUACAAGUGACUAGUAUUAAUUGUUUCUUUGAAACAUUAGUUGAAUAAGGACUUUCAUUUCCCAAGGAGAAUGGGACCAUUUUGGCUAAUGGGAUCAGACAGUCAUUUGUUAUAAGUUUCACAAGCCAGCUCAUCCAGCAUCUGUGGAUAUUUUCAGUACCUGCAAUAUGUUGCCUUUUUAAACCUGUGUACCUGCUUUUAUUUUGAAGUACAAAUUUUGGUCUGAACUGCUCCCAAAAUUCUUUCCAGAAAGAGCAAAAGGUCAAAAAAACCUAACCAGAGAUUAUUAUUCUUAUAGACUUGGCAAAGUUCUGAUAUAGGAUCUGUUUGAAUUUGAUAUAAAGUACUAAUGAGGUGUUAAGUAUUUAUGGUUCUAUUUUUGCCCCUUGUGUAGUUGAUUUUAUUUUUUAUAUCUGUGAUUCUAAAAUUGAUCAUUUCUUCGAAUCUGUAGUAUAUCUUGUUCAUCUCAUAGAUUAAACCUUGACUUCUAUUGUUUUCUUUGAGCUUUUUUUCUCUAUUAAAGUCAGGUAUGGUUACUAACCUUGCAGUGAUGAUAUUUAUUAAUCCUUAAAGUUUUCUAUUCUCCAACUAUAUCAAACCUUUUGAAGAGGCUCAUAAUAUUAUCCUAAGUAUCACAAGUUUCACUGCUGGCAGCUGUGUUAACCUUAACUGAGACAUUCAAUGUGCAUUAAUUGAAUUGUUUGAGGACACUAUUUGCCACAGAUGUGGAAUAAUUAAUAAUAAUACAUCUUUCGACAGCAUUUUUGUUUUAGUUUAUAAUGGAAUGGCUUCAAUAAUAUGUGCAGAAAAUUGGUGCAUAUUCAUUUUUAACAAACAAACAAUAAACUGGAAUAUCUCUUCAAUAGAAAUAAAAACAGAAAUGCUGGAAAUGCUCAGCAGGUCAAGCAGAGAGAAACAGUUAACAGUUCAAUUACUAAUCUGCAAUGGACAAUCCUUCAUCUGCUAAGACUGUGAGCAGUAAAUAUGAUGCUUAUAUUGGCAUCCCCACUAGUGGGAUUGUAAAGUGUUGCAGUGCAAGGCGCAGUAAUUUAUUAGCUUUCAUAAUUGUUCACUGAUGAGUCCACUCACUAUUCAUUUAUUAAACUUUUUUUUAGUUAUUUCUGUCACGAAGCAGUUCUUUACUCGGUAGAUUACAGUUCCAGGUAUUCCUGAGCAAGAGGUGACCUUCAGUACCUUGCCUAGUAGCUGCUACUUAUCAAUGGAUUUUUUAUAUCUAUGUUUGAGCUGUAGCAAUAUACAUAUGUCUUUAAGCUAUUUUCGAAGGACCUAUCACAGCUAACCUAGAUAAACGUGCAUAUUUUCCAUUUGAAGUCAUGCGAUGCUUAUUUAGCAGAAGCCUUGAUCUUUUCCCUAAUCCAUGGUAAAAACCCUGAGAAAAAUUAGAAGACCUCUGCCUCCAUCGUGCUGAGAUUAGCUCAUUCACAUUCCAGGGUUCAAACAUUGCCUUGCCUGUGGAGGUCAGCUGCUCAGCUGUUAAAUCUUGUUUAAAGCUAUUAUUGGAGACGUGAUGCAAAGUGAUUAUUAGUAUUGUUUUUAUUUUGAAUUAAUUGGG
Molecule: messenger RNA, 5435 nt
Organism: Pristis pectinata (smalltooth sawfish)
Lineage: Eukaryota; Metazoa; Chordata; Chondrichthyes; Rhinopristiformes; Pristidae
Product: AFG3-like protein 2
Exons: 17
Coding region: 224-2560 (778 amino acids)
Biological process (GO): protein-containing complex assembly; mitochondrial protein processing
Cellular component (GO): m-AAA complex; membrane
Molecular function (GO): ATP-dependent peptidase activity; zinc ion binding; ATP hydrolysis activity
Source: RefSeq, a predicted model, not a curated record